Molecule: messenger RNA, 2391 nt
Organism: Trichoderma harzianum CBS 226.95
Lineage: Eukaryota; Fungi; Ascomycota; Sordariomycetes; Hypocreales; Hypocreaceae
Exons: 4
Coding region: 1-2391 (796 amino acids)
Biological process (GO): intracellular signal transduction; protein phosphorylation
Molecular function (GO): ATP binding; protein serine/threonine kinase activity
Source: RefSeq, a predicted model, not a curated record
AUGGCGUCGUCAGAGCCUCAAAAGGCGCCCUUCCAGCAGGAAGCCGCUGCCUACGAUACUUCUGCCGCUGGUACUGGUACUGCUACCACUGCUGCUUCAACUGCUGCUGUUGCUGGUUCUGGAGCUGCUGCUUCAUCCGAUCAAGUCUCUCGAUCGCCGUCCAAGGAGAGCUCCGGCAGCAAACCUCACGAUGGUCCGGCCUCUGUCCGCUUCUCCUCCGCCGUGGAAGAGAUUGAGCCAGCGGCUCCUGUUGCGCAGCCCGCCGCUCCGGCCUCCCUGAAGACGACGACAAACACCUCAGACCGCUUCGAUACCUUCAAUGAAGUUGCCGCCGACCAGAUCAAAGCUUUCCAGAAGUCCAUGAAUCAUGGAUUACCCCUGCAGGAGCGCCGGAUGAGCACUUUUGGUUUCGAGGCCUUUUCUCUGCCUGCGUCAAGGGUCAAUUCCCGUGAAGAUGCCUCAAAUGACUCCACGAGACUCCCAACGCCAAACUCAUCCGGCUGGCAGUCUCCCCAUGGGAGCCCCCGGCUUUCGGCCUUGGCCUCUCCUCCUUUGACGCCCGCUGGAUCAGAUCCCGAAAAGAGGUUAAAUAAAGAAGGCGCCAUAACCAGUGCUCCCACCUCCGCCGUUAAUGAUUCUCACCUCAUUACUCCGCAGCCGUCCACUUCCACCGAUAAGGCUCUUACUCGCACUGCCGAUCGCAAGGUUCUCACUCAUCGACCAGCAUCCUCGGACCACGCCAUGUCCAGGGCCUCGUCCACCGAUGAGCAGCGCGGAGAGUCUAGGGCCCAUCGGCAGGACAUGUUUUCUGUUGGGCCAAGCUCUGUCCCAGUAUCUCGUGAAUCAAGCCCCUCUAGAAGUGCGGCAUCGUACUACUACUCCAAGCCAAUGGCACCUGGAGGCGACGCCAACGAUCCCUAUGCCAAAGGCCGCCGACCCCCUCAGCUGCAGCACCCCACCCGUCAUUCAGUCGACCCGCGAUUUGUCUUUUCUAGGAAGAAGAAGCAUGGGACGUCUCCCACGUCAUCCAAAACAAGCUUGGGAAUGUACACGCAGCAGUCCAAGCAGAGUGACGAUUCCGGAUCCAACGAUGGGGCACACGGCCAUGCGGCAACCGGUUCCAUGUCCGAUCUAAAGCGAUUCUUCCGAAAAUCUGGCCACCACAAAAAGCGGGACGUAUCACCGUCGUCCAUCAAGUCAUCGUCCAAGUCCAGUCAGGCCAGUCGCUCCACCCAACAGCUGCCUUUUGGCGACGACCACGGCCUGACGUCAAAGUACGGCAAACUCGGCAAGGUAUUGGGGUCCGGUGCCGGUGGGUCCGUCAGGCUCAUGCGUCGAACGGAAGAUGGCACCGUCUUUGCUGUCAAGGAGUUUAGAGCACGCCACACGUAUGAGACGGAGAGGGAAUACAACAAAAAGGUGACAGCCGAAUUCUGCGUUGGAUCGACUCUCCAUCAUGGCAACGUUAUCGAGACGCUGGAUAUCCUGCAGGAAAAGGGACGCUGGUUCGAGGUGAUGGAGUAUGCCCCCUUUGACCUCUUCGCCAUUGUCAUGACUGGCAAGAUGUCGCGCGAAGAGAUUCGGUGCAGCUUCUUGCAGAUCCUCAACGGCGUCACCUACCUGCACAGCAUGGGUCUUGCGCAUCGGGACUUGAAGCUCGACAACGUGGUUGUCAGCGACAAGGGCAUCAUGAAGAUUAUUGAUUUUGGUAGUGCUCAUGUCUUCAAGUAUCCCUUUGAGAGCGGUUCUGUCCCAGCAAAGGGUAUUGUUGGUUCCGACCCCUACCUUGCUCCCGAGGUGUACGACGCCAAAGAGUACAAUGCCGAGGAGGUCGAUAUCUGGUCUCUCGCCAUCAUCUUCUGCUGUAUGACAUUGCGCCGCUUCCCGUGGAAGAUUCCCCGUAUGACGGACAACUCGUACAAGCUCUUCGCGGCCAGCCCAACUCCUGGACACGACCCUGGCAAACUGCUGCGACCCAAGUCUACCAAUGACCUGUCGUCUGUGGCUGCUCGAGAAUUCCUACCUGACGACGACUCGAAGCCUCACAACAACCACGCACACAAGAGGCAGGAUUCUACGGAUACCCCUCCACCCGAGCAGGUACAGCUCCCAAUUCCCGGCGUCAACGUCACGACCGACAAAAAAGAGGUCAUCCGGGGUCCCUGGAGAAUUCUUCGUCUGCUCCCCCGAGAAAGUCGUCAUAUCAUCCAUCGCAUGCUGGACAUCAACCCCAAGUCUCGUGCUAGGAUGGGUGAGAUUUUGGAAGAGCCGUGGGUGGCAGACACGGUCAUCUGCCAGCAAGUGGAUAACGGAGACGUGGUGCCCGCUUCUGACCACAAGCACAUUCUGGAGCCGCCCAACUCUCAGCCACCUGCUCCAAAGAAGGCAUAA